This is a messenger RNA of Porites lobata, 16524 nucleotides long. NCBI's taxonomy places the organism in Eukaryota, Metazoa, Cnidaria, Anthozoa, Scleractinia, Poritidae. The record is from the annotation of a GenBank genome assembly.
AUGUUUCACAAAAAAUCUCGUCGCUUGCAGCGCCAAGCAUCGUUCUCUGGGGUUGCCAGCAAACUGAUGGACGCAACAAGCGAGAAGUCGCGAAAAUUAAGCCGGCAAAUCAACAAAAUGGCUCGUGUUCAAGAGGAGAAGGAGUUACAGGAGAAGAGAGAACAGGAAGAAGCGGCUCAGGAGGAAAAGAAGAAAAAAGAAGAAGGAUUCGCCAGGUCCAUCAUCACUCGCAAGUUGUCGAUCUUCGGUUCUUAUCGUAGGAUGUCCUUCUCUACUCGGAAACCGGUCAUUAUUGUAGAGGUUAGUAACCACCCCCCCCAUCGCCCCCUGCCCAAACCCGCGCCGCAAUCCACAAUCUUAACGCCGUUUUUACAGACCAGUUUGUUUUUAGAGAGAUUUUCCCCGCGAAUUUUGACUUUCAAAUACGUCUUUCUCAUGGUUGAUAGUAUUUGCUUUUUCUUUUGGUCAUUAUCGCACUAUGGAUACACACACAUAUGUGCUUCCAGUUUUCGCGGGAGAAAGUACUCCAAAAAGAUGCUACAAAUACGUAAAAAUAAACUGACCGGCAAAAACGCCGUUGCGUGGACUAAGUAUGGGAGUUGCACGCACGGGGUUACUGGCUAAAACAGACUAUCAUCUGGGAGAAAUUCGUACUUCGAGGGGGGCUUGCAGUGGGAUGACGCAGAGAAUGAUGAAAGAUCUCUAAGUCGUUGUUGUUUGGAUGUCGAUUAGCGUAGUGAAAUGAACCCAAAAGAAAAUUCAAAUUCAUCUCCUCGAUACAUUGGCCACGGUUGUUCAAACGUUGGAUAGCGCUAUCCGCCGGAUAAAUCACAAUCCGACGGAUAAGUAUCAGGACAAACCAUUUCGAUAUCGCCUGUAUAGGAAUUUAUCGGUGGAUAGCGCUAUCCACCGGAUAACUCACUAUCCGGCGGAUAACUAUUAGGACCGUAAAUUGCGAUAUCCACUGGAAAGGGAUUUAGCCGGUGCUAUCUAACUCAACGUUUGAACAACCGCGACCAGAUCGAUACAGGUCGGUACUAUAGUUUUCUCAACGCCCGCUAAAAAAUUGCUCUUGUACUGAAAGUCUUGAAAUAUAAAGUAUAAGAAUUGGACCGAAUUGAAAUUAGUGAAAAUAAUGAAAUUAUUGAAUAGUGAAAUUAUGGUCGGCGGAGCUUAUGGCGUCAUACCUUCGUGUGCCCCUACGAAGGUCUUAAUAGACGUCUUAAUGGGGUUAAUGGUCGUCAUUUGUCAAAACGUUCCUGGCCGUCAGCCGCCACUAACUUUAAUAAUCUGAAGAAGCCCAUAUAGUAACACUCAGGCAGCUGGUUGUGACCAUUUCAUAAGCACAAAUCAACUUUAUUUAUUUUAGUAUUUAUGUUGACUGAUAGAAUACAAUCUCUCAAAGAGAUUUUUAAGCCUUUCCGGAGCAGCUGUUUUUCUUUUCGGUCGAAUAUGAAUUUAAUCAGUUUAAAUAGAUGAUCAAAAUACCGUAUUAAAUUGAAGUGGUGUUUGGCUCUUCAUUUUAAUCAUGCCAUUUUAGUACCAAUAAUCAAAAGAGUGAUGCAAAACCGGAAACUGAGAGUGGGAGCCUCUGUACCUCUCUGCGAGUCAUCUUUCGGGGCUUUUAGUUUAAAACAAGUAGUUUAAUAUCGGUGAAUUUAUAAGUUAGGCAAAGAGAUUUAGGAGGAUCAAGCUCAGUAAGUAUUUAUAAUAGCAUAAGUGAUUAACAUAAUUUAAUUUGCCCUGAGGAUAUAAUAUCAAGCAAUGAUAUCACGCUAUGAGGUUACGAGUUUAUUGUUAUAUGUGAGUUUUUAAUACAGAUAAGUGAUCCACAAGAAGUUCUCAAUAACCUCAUAUAUCUUACCGCAUUAACCCGCCUCUAAUCUGGGUAUUGCUUGAUCGCUUAAACAAAUUUAACUAAUUAUAAACAGAGAUACGAUGUAAAAAAAAAAACGUUCAUUACACUUUUCUUUUUUACUUGGACGUCAUAUCCGAGACCGCUUAAUGGGCAAAUACGCAUUGUCGAGUUUAUAAUGCAAUUGCCAUUAGUACGUCGCUGAAAAGAAAACUGUCUAUAUCUCAAGUUAUAUUUAGCAUUCAGCCAUAGACAGGGCGACAAUUGCGGUGAAAUUAGUCGGCUCCGUGUUUAUUCUAAAAGUUCCGAUCUUUUGUUUUAAAAUUUUUCUUGACAAUGUGCUUUGAUGCGAGAGAGUCCUACAGAGCUGAUUAUGUUUACAUGUGACUCAUGGUGACUCAACCUCUUAAGCCUUGUUUUCCUUCGAAUUUAAAUUAGCUGGCAUUCCGCUGCUUAGGCUAAGAAACUUUUAAACGAGAUUAAUUAAGCGUUACUUUCUCUCUUGUCGAUGAGGACUAAUGACUGUUUUGGUGACACUGAUCAACUUUUUGAAAGUCAGUUCAAGACCUCUUGGCCCUCAGUUACACUGUAACGCAUAAGCUUAGCAUAUUACUGUUUUCACUUUUCUCGGAAUUACUGUGCGAUUAACACAUCGGUUCAAAGUAUUUGAUGGUUGUUCAUGAUUUUGACUCCGGUAUAAUUGAGAGGAGAAAUAUCUGGUUUCUCUGGGUUCACGAAGAUUGCGGAGCAGUCUCAGAACGUCCAACGUGCAAGCUAGGACAACUUGCAACAAAGGGAGCAAUUUGACAUUGGCGCCUUCUUAAAACCGAUAAUGGCCAACGUGUUUGACGACAAAAAAGACAAGAAGCUUAUCAAUGAGUUCUGGAAAGAAGGAACAUUCCCACGAAUAUCUUUCACUCGGAGCCUGUCCGAAAAGGAUCCACCAAGUUCCCAGAAGAAUAGUAAUAGCGACAAAGCAAUGGAUCCAGUGGAACUCCCUAUAAAUGUCAGCAGUAUAAAUAUAGACAGAGAAUCGAGAGAAAAAGAAGAUGAGAGGUUUUCUCGACAUCUGUCGUCUUCGUUGAAUCAGCUUACAAGUAUUCCUCAGACAGAUGAACCAAACCCUUUGAAAGUUGGAAAAACAAUGUCUAAUUCGGACACAGAGCUUAGAGGAAUAAAGUUUGUUGCUAUGAACAACGAAAGAAACUCAACAAUGGUAAACAAGCCCAAAAUAGAGCCAAGAAUGUCCUACAACCAAGCUUUUAUGAAAGGAAAAAAACCGUUAAAAAGACGCGCUUCUAUGCCUGCGAAUUACUUGGGAGAUUAUCUCUCUGUUAACAACAUUCGGAAACGAGCACAUUUCCUCGGUACAAGGGACACUGAUGGCGAAACAUUGAGUAAAGUUAAAAACGCUGGUAGGAGGCGAGUUAAGGUUCGUCCAACAAGUCCUCAACCAUCUCUAAAGACGGAAGAGGCCGAUGAACCUGAAAGGGAUUUAAUCGAGAUAGAAAUUUCAGCUGAAAAUGAAAUUAAGGACGAAACUCGUCCAAAUAUAGAGGUGGGUUUCGUGACGCUGCAGUUCUCGUUCGUUACGGUCCAUCAUUAUGAAGUGAGGAUUGCGUGUCAUUGUAAAAUAUCCUGGGGGUACUUUUGAUUAGCUCCGCAAUAACUUUGAAGACUUGUUAUUUCAAAACUGGUCACAAUUUAAAUUCGCCAACAAAUUUGAUGACCGGUCAACUUGGCCCACGCGAGGAGGCUGGUGACAAUCGAUAUAAUUAAAAAAAAAAACUAAAAAUGCUUUUCGGCAUAUUGAAUUGAAACCUUAGCUGUUAAAAUGUUGUCGCUACAAAAUAUUAUUGAGAUAAAAUAAAUUGCGUCAAAAAGGAGUCAAAUAACGUUACGAUGACAUCAACGGAACUGUAGUUCUGAGUUCUGUUAAAAGAAUUAAUGUAACAUCACUUUGAUUAAAUUUUAAACGUGUACAAAGCAAGUGUUUUAUUUUGCUGUCUUUCUUAUCGAUUUAUAACAAGCAUUUACUUGCAUAUUUAAUACAUUUAUCUAUAGCAAUUUAUCUUCAUUUAUUGCUUUUAACAUUUUCGAAGCGCUUAUUAUAAUGUCUUUUUUUCACAGCCAAUUGAGAGAUUUCGAAAGAUUGUUCAGUUGUUGAGUUUCCUUCUAAAGAUGAAGACUUCUAUGGACAGGUCAGUGGCACACGACAAGUGGUCCGUGAAAAAAAAACCUCUUUACAUUCGGUUUUCGCGAGAGUGAUUGUCUAUUUUCAUGCGUUUCAGUAGGGCAUUAGAACGGAUGGGAAGCCAACGAUCGAAAUAAUAGAUUAAUCAGUAAAAUUACUCAAAUAAUCGCUUUAGCUCUUUGAAAUACAAUAGCAAGUGUUUUCUCAAACUUUAGUGAAAGAAAAGGUUUCUAUCAGAAAUCACGAAAGACCUAAGAGCACAUUAGGUGACCAAAGUGAAGCUCAGUAACAUGGUUAAGUAAUGACGACAAGGACGGUGUUGAAAACCUCUCUACUUAAAAGUUAAUUUACGCUGUUUCAAAAUUCAUAACUCUUAUUCCAUGUCGUUUGAUUUGCCAAAUGUUGCUAGUGAAUUUUUCUGGAGUUGAAUUCUACAAAAGGCUCUAGCGAAAUUCAGGAAAACAAAAAAGAAGUGUGAUGCACGUGCAGAGUUGUUGUUUUGCUAAUCUAAACCUGUUGCUUUUUUGCCGUUGUUGUUGUCGUCGCCGGCGUUGUCGCUUAAAUUUCUUAUUGCUUACAUGACGUUGAUUGCUUUAGGAAAUACCGUUCCCAGAAUGCCACAAAUGUGUUUGCUGAGCUGGACGAGGAAGCUGUAACCGGGGUGGACUGUGACGGAGUAGUGUUUGAUCCAAGUAACUUUAAAGCUGUACGGGAGGUGAGUCUAUACUGUCACGUGGUUUUCCUUUAUUACUGCGCAUGCAUGACGGGCUUUGCUCACCAAAAAAAAAUAUGAACGCGCAUUUGUUGGCUUUACUCGCGUGGAGACACACGUCAACCCUAAGAUUCCAUUUUGCUAAAGUAAUGCUUUGAUUUAUUUAACGUACGAUAAUUGACUCGGUUGUGUUUUACAAACACAUUUUUUUGCAACCCAAGCUUCUUAAUUAAGCCAGAGAAGGGAAUUUUUUGUCGUCGAUUUUCAUUGACAAAAUCAUUUGUAAGAACUAAUAGACAUGUGAGUGUUAUAACUUUUCAUUUGACGUUUUACAGUACGGAUAGCUCGGUAACAAGCGACAAGAUAAUUUCAUUUUUACAUACAUAUAUUAGCAUCGUUUGAAUGUAACGAAUAAUACUAAUAAUAAAAACGUUUUGAUGGUGUUAUCAUGAUUUUGGUUAAAACAAUUUUGUCACAUUGUGUCGCUGAAAGUUUAUCUCAUUACCCAAGCAAUUAUUGUAAUUAAAAUAAAUUCUAUGUGAAUUUCUGAAAGAAAACUAAAGCAAAUCAGUGUACACUCCAUCACCUUCUGCAAAUUAUAGCCCUGUGUCAAAGAAAAAUAGUUUUAAAUCACUCAAUAAUGAUGUUGAUAAUAAUAGCAAUAAACAAUAAUAAUAAUAAUCCGAAACAGAACUAGUUAGUACAAAAUGAAAAUGAUGAAAAUUAGGUCCUGUCAUCAGAUAACAAUAGCCCAUAAAUGAACUGACUACCCAAGGGAAACAGAACCAGUUAGUACAAAAUGAAAAUGAUGAAAAUUAGGUCCUGUCAUCAGAUAACAACAGCCCAUAAAUGAACUGACUACCCAAGAGAAACAGAACCAGUUAGUACAAAAUGAAAAUGAUGAAAAUUAGGUCCUGUCAUCAGAUAACAACAGCCCAGAAAUGAACUGACUACCCAAGAGAAACAGAACCAGUUAGUACAAAAUGAAAAUGAUGAAAAUUAGGUCCUGUCAUCAGAUAACAACAGUCCAUAAAUGAACUGACUACCCAAGAGAAACAGAACCAGUUAGUACAAAAUGAAAAUGAUGAAAAUUAGGUCCUGUCAUCAGAUAACAACAGCCCAUAAAUGAACUGACUACCCAAGAGAAACAGAACCAGUUAGUACAAAAUGAAAAUGAUGAAAAUUAGGUCCUGUCAUCAGAUAACAACAGUCCAUAAAUGAACUGACUACCCAAGAGAAACAGAACCAGUUAGUACAAAAUGAAAAUGAUGAAAAUUAGGUCCUGUCAUCAGAUAACAACAGUCCAUAAAUGAACUGACUACCCAAGAGAAACAGAACCAGUUAGUACAAAAUGAAAACUGUGAUGAAAAUUAGGUUUUGUCAUCAGACUACUCAAGAGAAACAGUACCAGUUAGUUUAAAAUAAUAAUGAUAAAAAUUAGGUUUUGUCAUCAGAUAACAACAGCCCAUAAAUGAACUGACUACCCAAGAGAAACAAAACCAGUUAGUACAAAAUAAGCAUGAUAAAAAUUAGAUUUUGCCAUUAGAUAACAAAAGUCCAUAAAUAAACUGACUACCGAAGAGAAGCAGAAUAAUAAAGCUAAAUGAUUUCUUUAAAUUGAAGUGACCAGAAAACAGAAAUACCUCACUGUAUUGGGAAUAAUUUGACUAAAAACAAACUUACCUCAAGUCUAAUAUCACUAACAUGUAACUUAAGUCCGUAACAGAAUUUACAAGGCCAUCCGGUGGAAUGAUAUUCUGGCGAAGAACAUCAGUGAUCAAACGAACGUGCAAGGGACGUACACAGUAGCUGGCAUCAUGUUGAAUUCCACUUCGGCAUAGGCCGAUUUGGCGGGUUCAAGUUCCCGCGUUGCCACGUCUUUCGUCAGGAAAUCUCCUAAAUAUUAACCCGUCGACCGGACUCCACAUAUUUCUUUUUUGAGUGCAUGCCAAUGCUUUUGGGUGUUGUAACCCUCGACAGACUCGAAAUGGGAAACGAAGACUCAUACCGUCGACGGUCGCCUUCACUUCAAAUGGUUUCGAAAUCAAAACCACAGCGCUUUUGAACUUUGAAAGUCUAAGGUAGAAUAUUAAUUAAUUAGUAAGAAUUUAACUCGGUUACAUCGCAUGAUCGCUGCCUGACCCUCAAAAACAAAAAAAAAAUCGUACAUGUACGCUGCCGUCCAUUCAUUUGAGCGGCACUGAAAACAAGUUUUUGCGGCGCUUUGUCACACAUUUCCAGAUGAAAUACGGGUCGCUCCUUCAAAAAUUUUAUCAAAGUGACAAAGGAAAUAUAAAAUGCUGUAACGUAAUGUCUUUUAACCCUGGCGUGCCCCGUCCAAAUCACCGGCAGUCCGAUCUGGAUUUGUUUUUCAUGUAAAUUACUUUCUAGGGGUAGAUGACGCGAGCUUUUAUUUUUAAGAUACAUUUCGAAUGAUCAAAAUCUUUUUCAUUUUAAACAGAAAGGUCACGUCGCAAUAAAACGGUUGCGUGGGAUGCUGGCUCCUCGCCUUGCCUCGCGCUCAAAUGACGCGUCUCUCGCAAAUACUCGGUGUCUGGUUUACUUAUUAUGUUCCGGUCUUAAUUAAUUUUAUGACACCAAGCAAACACCUUUCUAUCGCGUACUAGGGCAUCAAUUUCCGGCGCCUGCUGAGAUUUUUUUUUCUUGAGCAAAGCUCCUCAUGGAGUAGUUACACUUACAGGCAUAUGUGAGUAGAUUUGGCUGAGCUGUUUUCUAUAAGAGACAAUUAGAACCACUCCUAAGAUCAUUGAAUGAACCCUUUCGUUCUCUGCUAUAGUAAAUCACGGAGUCUCUAUAAGGUGCUUCUAUCUUUUGAGUCUGUGGACAAAAUCCUAUGGUGUUACCAUUCAAAUGAAAGCUCUUUAGCAGUACUUUCACGUGGUACCAUUUAUUUAGUAUCUAGUUCUAACUUUUGAGUCUCUGGACGAAAUCCUAUGGUGUAACCAUUCAUUGUACUAUCUAUAAUGCAUUUAGUUUGUAGUUCUACCUUUUGAAGUCUUUGGAUGAAAUCUUGUGGUUAGACCAUUCAAAUGAAACUUCUUCAGCAGUACUUUCACAUUGCACUAUUUAUUUAGUAAGCUAGAAGAGUUCUAACUUCAGAUUCUGUGAACAAACUCCUGUAGUGUGACUAUUCCUGGCAAAUGAAAACUUUCACAUGGUGAUAUUUCUUUUACAGAAAUAAAACUGUACAAAAUGAAAUUUGGAAUUUUUUUGGUUAAUUUUGACUUUGGCCACCUUUUCAGUGAAAGGGUUUAAUAGCUCUCUUUUAAGGUGAACAAUUAAUCUUUGUCUUCUACUAUUUAACAGGUACAUCUCAGUCAAGAAGCUAUUCAUAUUUUGUCCUUAAGUCCUGGGUCAAGGACUGAGGAACAACUUCAAACGGUACGUGUUAGACCCCAUAGAAGUCACUUAAAUGAAUUAACCGUCCGAUUGCAUGGCUGCGAAUACAGCCUUCUCCCCUCCGUGUCCUAUCCAUUUGGGACGUUCCACUAGCUGCGAGGAGCGAGAAGGGAGGGCUUCACACAUGGAGAGGGCAAGCUCAAACUUAUCCUACAGGGCCUGGUUCCUCAAAAGACGGUUAAGUUUAACCCAGGAUUAAGCACAAUAUAAUGCUGAGCCUUUACUCCGAGAUACACUAAUGAUAACCCAAAUGUUACUCUAAGCAAUCAGGAAGGUAAAAAACAAAAACGGAACAAAAUUUUAAUCAUGGAUUAGCACUACUCGCCCUUUCAGGGACCGGGUCCUGGUUCCUUCAUGACCUAAGCUGCUUUAAAAACGACCAGGUCAAGGCUGGAAACCUCCGUAGAGGCGGACUUAGGGGCAACGCAAAUAAUUUAUCCACACUUCACGAGAAAGAUGAACUGAAGUCUGCUUUGAACUCUCCUUAUUUCUAGGCCUUGGUGGCGCUUAAGACCAGUGUUGCCGCUUUUGGGGAGUAUCCGCUGAAAAUGCAGCGUAGACUCGUAUCUGCUGGCUGGUACGAAAGGUGAGUGAAUUACUAAUCAACCCUUGCUAAACAAAAAAAAGGUAGCACAUCCACAAAGUGGUUCUUUGUCAACCAUUCCCGGCCGAAUUGGAAUUUUGAAAUGUUGGUUUUGAGGAGAGGGAAAAACAGGAGAACCUGGAAAAAACCUUUUUGAGACGCCGGGAUUUGAACAUGGGCCUCAAUGGUGGUCUCCCGGCAGAGGGAAAUGCUAUGGCCCUUGUGCAGCAGGCCUUACUCCCCAAGUGUGCCAGGAACAUCAAAUUGUAUCUCAUCACUCUCCUCACUCAGUGUUAAUUCUAGAGGCGUAUUUAGGAAAAUGACCAGUAAAACCUCAGACUUCAAACCUUUUAAGGUCAGCCAAAUGUUCAGCCGGCGAGCGGAUCUGUACCCUACCAGCUCGGCCAUGUCACCCUGAUUCAAUUCAAUUUACAUUUCAGGUUUGAGGCAAAGAGAGUCAUCAUCAGGCAGGGUCACAAAGCAGAGAACUUUUAUUUCAUCCUUUCCGGUACAGGUAAGGACAAACACACGCAUGCUGUAUUCAGCGGCGGAUCCAGGAGAGGGGGCCAGAGCGGCCCGGGCUCCCCUUUAUUUUUAGACCAAACUGAGGCCCAAGGGACCGAAAAACAGAUUUUUGAGACCACCCCUUCCCCCACUUAUCUCAGGGUCUCGAUGACCGCCUCCGCCCCUUAUCUGAAGGUCUGGAUUCGCCACUGCUAUUGCUAGAAUUUCCACGAAUUUAAUGAUUGAAUGAUCAAUUGACUGAUUUAUCGAUCGAUUUGACGAUAGAUUGCGUGAUUUUUUGUUGCUUUGUACUAAAAGCAGGUUUUUUGUCUUAUGACAGCGGUCGUUACUUUGCUGGUUAAUGAUCCUGUUACAAGAGAACAAAGAAACACCACUGUUGCUGUGUUGGGUAAAGGAAGCAGUUUUGGGGUAAGUCAGUAUUUUGUCUCUUCAGAAAACGUCCAGUUAAUCGCAUGCAACAGUUUCAAUAUUGUGCGAAUAUCAUUUUCAGUAUUGCGCUGGCUUCAUAUUCAAUAUCGUAUUAGUAUUUUUUCUUAGUAUUUUUCCAUCUUGCAGGAACUGGCCUUGCUUCAUCAUAAAACUCGCAGUGCGACAGUUCUAUGCAAAGAUGAAGUCUCACUUUUGGCAGUUUGCAGAGAGGUUCGUUGUAUGGUAGUAUCUAACGUAUCUGUUUCCCCUCCAUAACGAACGGCUUCAUUUAUCUAAAAGUUGGUAUCCUCUCUUGCAGGAUUUUCGAGAUAUCUUUAUGAGUUAUGAGGACGGAAGAGAACCAGAACACAUUAGAUUUUUAAAGUAAGAAUUUUACUUAGAAUGAAGAUGAUAUGAUUUGCGGAAAUAAAAAAUUUAAAUGAAGAUAUGAUCAAAUUCGCAGCGGUAAUUGCAAUUUAACUCGAACAAAAAAUUUCGGGACUUUUUAAUCUGUAUUUCCGCGGUUCAUAUCAUCUUCAUUCUAUGUUCAUGCUUUUCACGGGUUAAGAUGAACUCAACAAAUUGGCCUGUUCCCAAUGUGUGGGUCUAGCUCAAUGGGUAGAGCACUGCAGCGCUAACGCAGAGGCCAUGGGUUCGAAUUCCGUUGAAGUCUCGAAAAUUUUUUCGGGUUAAUUUGCAAUUGUUCGACCACUGCAACGAUCAUAUCUUCAUUUAAAUAGCAAUUUUAUUUUUGAUAUUUAACUGCCAUGAAAAUCAGGCCUAGAUGUCGAACUACAUUUUGAAUUCAGUCAUCAGUAGCUAAUAGUAUUGUGUAUCCUAACUUAUUUCAACAGAAGUGUACCGUUUUUAAGAGAUCUUCCAGUGGAUGAUCUAACCACCAAACACGAUGUCUGCAUAUUUCAUUACUUCAGGUGCGUUUAUUUAUCCUGUAUGUUACUUGUAUAGUUUCUUAAUAUAUAUUUCAUAAAGAGGUAGAAAAUAGCGCUUGGCAAUGCCUCAUGAGUCGCCGACUCCGUAUCAAAACCACUGACUCUAGUUGCUUCCAAAAAUGCCGAUCAGUCAACGUUUAAGGCAAAAAAAACAUAGAUGAAAUAUAUCAAGCAUUAGACGCUGUGUUUCAUCACCAGAUGAAACGCUGAGAAGUGGGACAAAAAUAGAGUUGACGAACUUCGAGGUGUUUCAUCUGGUGAUGAAACACUGUGCAAAAUGCUUGAUAUUACUUCUCAAACAAAAUGAUUUUAGAAGGAGAAAUUAAGGAUGCAAAAAGGAGUAGUUGUCAAAUGUCUCAGAUUUUUUACUUUACUAUUGAAACUUUCAGAGAUCGUGUUUUCGAGAUGAUUCUGAUACCAACAUUCCAUAGACUAACAAAAAAUGUCACAAAAAGUGUUCAACAGAUUGAAGUUCUCUACCUGAGUCUUCUCUCUUUUCUUCACCAUGUGAUCUUGGUUCAUGGAAAUUUUAAAUGUUUGGUAUUUUCUUUGUUCUGCAGGAGGGGUGUGGUUAUAGUUAAGGAGAGCAAGACUAAAUGGAUUUACGUUGUUAAAACGGUGCGUACUUACAGUUACGGAUAUCAUAAAAUGACUUGUGUCCCCCAACAAACCUCUUUAGCUUUAUGUUUUGUUUUCCGAAUACAGGUUACGCGGAUGAUACUUUAGGGAACCGUUUCUUUCAAAUUUCGUCUUAUUAACAUGCAUAUCUAGCAUAAUUUAUGAAAAGACAAUGAGUCACGUUCCCCUGCGACUAUUGGGAAAACAAAACAUACAAGCUAAAGAGGUCUAUUAUGCUGAAAUGGAUAUAGAUCUCGUUAACCACAACCUCGUUGUUCCACAGGAACGUGUAAGAGAGGAUCUGGGUUGACUUGAUUCUUCUAAACUUUCUUUCAUGUGCUUUAAGCUAUUUACCCUGUUUUCCCUACUGAUAACUGUAUCGACAUUUUCUAACUGCAGAUGUAUACAAAUCAUAAAACAUUCCGAAAGUAUGUUUUUUAUUGCUUGACUGUCUUUUUCUGACGUGUUCUCGCUUGAAAUAAAUCCAUGAAAUGUUUUCAUCGUCAGGGGUCCUGCCGCGUUCUAACUCAUUUAUCAAAAAAGACUGCAAAGUUAAAUCGGUCAGCGGUUGAUCAGGGGAAAUCCAAGGCUAUCCUUCCCGUGAUUCCCGUCGAUGAAACAGAUAGGAGGAGAGCACUGUACACAGGUAACGCAUCAUAAAGCUACUUGUCUGGCAACAAGAUAUUCGCCCACUGAACUCUUAUGUUUGGCAACGGUCAUGUGCGAUCCAGGAUCGGUUUUCGAGUCCACCAAUUCUGAUUUUAGCUCGGAAAUUUAAAAGUUUUCAUUGCAAUUUAAAUACGAGACAAGCUUGCUAGGUACAGUCGAGUAACCGGUCGAUACUUUAUUUUUCUUUUUUUCAAUUUUUUGAUUCGUCAUUGCUUAUGCACGUGUGAAUUAUGACAUCAGCUUUAGUUUUUAUAAAAACAAAUUAUUGCUAUUUAUAUUGUUUUCUGGGACAGUAAUUAUAAAGUAAAACGUUCUGUCCAUUAUGCCUUUGGGUUGAGCUUGUUCAGAAUUUACAUGCCUAAUGGUUGUUUUAUGUCCUUGUAUCUUUACAGCUGCUGGUGAUCGCGUUCGGCCCACUGCUUGGUCUCCAGAAAUCAAACGACCAAAAACCGAACCUUCACUAUCGUCACACAAAAACAGAGACUUGUCUCUACCAGCUCUAGUUGGUGAACCGGAAAAAUUUAAGGUAAAUGCUUAUAUUUGAAACUUGGGUAUAGAGAAAAGUUUUCUCGAAGACAUGACAAAAUGUUGUUUUUGGUUGUGAUGCAUCCUGCGUGGUAAGCCCUCGAAAUUAAAGAGACAUAGAAACGCUAAAAUUAGCAUCUAUCGCGUUUUCGCACGACAAAGUUUUUAAGUAUUGCCCAGCUGUCAUCCGUUCAAGUCGAGCAUCAUGUUUCGCGCGCGUUCUCGUGCGCCAUAAUCCCUCUUUCCCCUUCUUCUCGCACGCAUACCAUGCAAGCUGGCAAACAUGGAGACUCAUUAAAACAAGUCUUUUGUAAAUGGAGCCAUUGUGUAUUUUGUCCUUUUUUUAUUUACUCCACAGAAAGUAGCGAAAAACGUUAGUUGGGUUGCACGGAUGAGUAUCAUUCCUAGGGAAGGUAAAGCCCUCUGACUUGUUCUUUAACGUAACGUGGUUAGUAAUUUUCUAAACAGCACAGGAGCCCGGCACUUAUUCGGUUUGCUAAAGCAAAUGGUAUUGAUGCCAACAAGGGUGUCAGGUUUGAAAGUCAGUUUACCAGUGGUUUUGUUUUGUUUUCUUUUCUUUUAUGCCGUAGCUAAAGAAAGCGAAGAACAUAGAGAAAAGAUUGAAAGACUGCACAGACGAAUCAGCAGUGUGGACAAAAAUCGUAAUAAAACGCCUUUGGUAAGUUUAAUAUUACUAAGCAAGUAAGCGUUAUUAACAUGGUCAGAAUAUUCUUAUCACACAUACAAUGUGUAAGAAUCGUUUCUUUACAACAACCUAAUGCAUUGCUUGAGGAAAACAAUGUGCUAAAGACAAAUUUAGAAGAACAUAGAAGUCUAGUGCACUAAUACAAAUUAAGUUACUAGUACAUACACCCACCCCACCCCACCCCUCCCACAAUAACUGCAAUCGUUAAAACUGCGUGUUUCCAUUUUUUUGCUUUGUUACAUCUUCACUUUUUGUUGGUACCAUUUAGUCUGUCUUUUGCUGAAAUGGUGAAAAUUUUAAUGCCCCACCUCGGGCUAAAGGUCCAAAAAUUUCGUGGGCGGUAUCGAAUAAAUGGCUAAUCCAUAUCGUUGGGCGGGCUGCUGGGCUAAAAAGUAACACCAGUUUUUUUAAUUCCCUUUUCCCUGUUAUAUGCAUGGGCUGAGACUUUUGGGAAAGAAAAGAAUGACGCUAUAAUUACUGUUAUUUUAUUAACAAGAAUAGUUGCACCAAAUUUUUGUUAAUAGUUGUACAACGCAAAAUUUGUAAUAAAACUAAAAUAAAAUUUGGUUAUAAAUUAUGUAAUGUUGUUAAAUGUGUUACUAUACUAAUUAUUCUUGUAUUGAUUUUAGAUUGAAACACCAGAUUUGGAUCAGAAAGGGGAACAAGUAGUGGUACAGAUUGAGUUGCUGAAACCAAAAGAUCAGUUUGUACGUCGUCACUCAUGACCUUUUUUAUGUGUAUAUUCUUACGAGUUUUGUUUACUCUAUGAAUGGAAAACGUUUUUCACUGUGUCGGUAGUGGAAAGCUAACUACCUUUUAUGUGGGGUUGUUCAUUCCACUACGUAUAGUGCCUUAUGCCUUGAGUCCACUGUGGAUGGAAUCGUGAAACGUGACCAUUCAAAUGAAAGCUACUGAGCGGUACUUUCCUUGGUACUGUUUGUUACGCUGAACUAGUGGUUCUAACUUUUGAGUCUGUGGAUCACAUUAAUCUUGAAGUGUGACCCGUUUCAAUGAAAGCUCUGAGCAGUACUUUCCUGUGGUAGUGGUUUUUAAACUGUAAAGUUGGAGUCUGUGGAUUACUCCGACCCGUGGUGUGACCCGUUUAAAUGAAAGCCAACGUGCAGCACUUUGCACUGGUGGCGCUUUUUUGAGUCAGCGGAUACCUGAUCCUAAAGUACGACCAUUAGAAUGGAAGCUAGUACUAAGUGGCAGUUUCUUGUGUUGCUAUUUACUAUGCUGUACUAGUUGGUUCUAACUAAAGUAUUUAGAUGCAUAAAACGGCGCAGAAUCAUUCCCAUCAAUAUUGUUCACUAUGCUGCGCAUAAUGGACUCUGUUAAGCUAUGUAGUCCAAGGUACUUUUUAGUAUGUAUGUGGUAGUACAAGGUGAAAUCUCAGUUUUGAUUUCCAUAAUCGUUCUGAUAAAAUCCAAAAAAUGACUAUUCAUGCCACCGCUAUUAUAAAAGUAGGACUUUUGUUAUCGUGAAAAGAAAAAAAAUUCAACAACAUGCUUCGGACUAGUUUAACUGACGCCCUUACAAUUCUCGGAAAAUUUAAGUACAUAAAUUUGAUCGUCCAACAUUUUCCAUUUACCAAAGAAAUUCUCCUUUUUUCUCUUCCUAGGGACUCUCAAUGAUACUGUUUGAUAAUCCUGCAGUUAAAUGUCACCUGGUAUGUACCUAUUUGAUUGGUAUUAAGUACUGAUUAAUGAAACCAAAGUGUGUGUGUUGAGAUGCAUGCAUGCUUCUGAAAGGAGUAUUUAAGGAUUAGCACAGUCGGUUGUUGCGCGGGAGGUUCCCUCGCUUUAAAGUCACUUUGCCCCCAAGUCAUUUCGCCCCGGUUACUUAGCCCCUUAUUUUAGAACGAGGAAUAUUAAACUUUAAGCGCGCGCUUCUUUUGGUUUAUGUCUUAUAGAACAAAGAAUAUUUGGAGCGCGCUAAAUAACUCGAAAAUAGGGGGCGAAGUUACCGGAGCGAAAUGACCUGUCUCAAAAUCCCUGUUUCGACUUUUUCCCUUAGCUGUAAGUAAGUUUGUCAGGUCAUGUAGUACGGAAACGUUUUACACCUUUAAUCCAGGUAUUUUAUUAGGAGUUCAUCUUGGAAUGAGUUCUUAAGAGUUUAUAGAAUCUGCAAAAACCAGGAGGACUAACUUAUGAUUGUACAAUUCCAGGUUAGCAACGGGGCUGAGUGUGUGCUCAUAAAGAAAAGUUGGUUCCUUCAGCAUGCAAACGAGUCUACUCUGCGAAAAUUAAGAAAUCUGGUCAGUAUUUAGAGGCCUGUUUUUCCAUUGUAUUAUCAUAAAAACAUAAUAUUAAUAAUAAUGCAGGGUUUAUUGAUGCAACUUCAGAAUGAAAAGUACGAUGGACUUACAGAUAAAAUAGAGUGGACAGAAAAAAUACAUUAAGACAUCGAUAAGGAGCUGGAUGAACCGCAAAAGUACCUCAAUGAAAGAAUCAUGUUUUAAACCAGAAGAAAUACCUAACAUGGAUUCGUUUAAAUGAAAUAAAAACUUUCGUUUGUCUAGCUGUAAAACAAAAUCGCCUUUUUGAUCGCUAGAGUGUUAUCGGAUCUCUCACGAUUUUGACAUUUUUGCAGUAGCAUAAAGCAAGGGUACAUAAAAUAUUAUUGAUGAAAUAAUCAACUUGAGGAAGCAGUAAAGUCCUUUGACAAGUUAUCAUGAAUGAAGGAUACUCACCGAGGCGCGAUUUGGCAGACUCAAGUCUUAUACCCCAUUUAAACAGGGCAUAUUUUCGCAGACUUACAAUUUUUUUUUAUAUAACUAUUCCACCGCAGAUUCCACCAUACCCAAGCCAGGAUACGCUAGAGCAAAAAAUGCAGGAUCAAGCAAACUGGGACUCAUAUAAAACACAAACUAUUAAUAAUCUUCUAGACACACUUCACUUAUAACAGUAGCUGUUGCUCCUGUCUAUAAUAAUAGUGUUAUAAUUAUUACCUAGAAUUUUUAACCGACAGGUAAAACCAAGUUUGAAGUAAACUCGAGGCACAGCUGAUGGCAAUUAAAAUUUAAGACUAUGACCAGAGGAUUCUACUCAUUUCAGUACGAGGCAGUUAGUUGCAUGUUUUCAAGUUAAAUAGGGAAGAAAAUUUACCUAAAUAAGAAUGAGUUCAGUUAAGAAAUGUUGUUUGGAGCUCAGUCAAACACCUAUUCAUGAUUUCUUGGAGAAACAAAAUUAAUGUUAGCACUUAAUUAUUUAUUGUUCGACUAUAAAUAUCGGAGACGAAUUCACAGACAGGCUUUAUGUACAAUACAAUUUUUUCAACAAAAUAUGAAUAUGACGCCAAAUUUUAUUUAUACAUAUGUGAUAUGAUAUACGAAGAGUACUACAGUCAUUGAUGUCAAC